Scleropages formosus (Asian bonytongue) is the source of this 7384-nucleotide messenger RNA. It is a transcript of the gene slc8a1b, whose product is annotated as solute carrier family 8 member 1b. Bases 473 to 3301 code for a protein of 942 amino acids. The record is from RefSeq and is a predicted model, not a curated record. Gene Ontology annotation, cellular component: sarcolemma; postsynapse; axon. The transcript is spliced from 7 exons. Lineage: Eukaryota; Metazoa; Chordata; Actinopteri; Osteoglossiformes; Osteoglossidae. Gene Ontology annotation, biological process: calcium ion import across plasma membrane; sodium ion transmembrane transport; cell communication. Gene Ontology annotation, molecular function: calcium:sodium antiporter activity.
AUGGUUACAAGUGAGUCGCUUUGAGCAGAACGCGAACAGCGCCGCACGCCGGGGACGCGCUCCAGUCGCGAACGCGCCGCAGUCGCUCCUCCUCGAGCUCCGAUCCCGAGUCGCGCGGCGCUGCGCUGCGCUCGCCUGCCGGCCAAGAAGCUACGGGGCGAAGAAUGAGGAAGGAGUGUGCGCGCACCGGCUUCUCCCGCACGGCGCGUCAGAUCCGCUGAUAAGAUCGGCGCGUGCAUGGCCGUCCGGGAGGGUCGGCGUCCUGCGGAUCUCAUAUAAAAAGCGAGCGCGAGCGCGAAGCCGAGUCACUUAGUUUCCGCCGCCGCCUGCACGCUCGCGGCGGGUCUGCUCCUCCUCCUCCUCCUCCUCCUCCUCCUCUGCUGCUGCUGCUGGCCAUCCAUCCAUCCAUCAUCGACCGUCUCCUCAGAAGGCGUGGGAAGAACUGGACUGUAGGAUCCUUCUUGGCAUCACCAUGGAACGCUCGCAGAUGUCGUCCCUCUUCUCCCUGUGUCUCAAGCUCGGAAUUGUACUGGCGGUCUUGUUCUUGAGAAUUCCGCAAGUGAACACCGAGAGCCCAGAGCCCAUUCCCGAUCAGGAUGCCCAUCCGGUAGCCAACAGCACGCAUUCAUGCUCCGGAACAUAUCAGUGUGCACCAGGUGUGAUCCUUCCGGUGUGGGAACCCCAGAAUCCAUCCUUCGGGGACAAAGUGGCCAGGGCCACAGUCUACUUUGUGGCAUUGGUGUACAUGUUCCUGGGAGUCUCCAUCAUUGCAGAUCGCUUCAUGGCAUCCAUCGAGGUCAUCACCUCACAGGAGAAAGAGAUAACCAUCAAGAAGCCCAACGGAGAAACUACCACGACCACGGUGAGGAUAUGGAACGAGACAGUGUCCAAUCUCACUUUGAUGGCCCUCGGAUCCUCUGCUCCCGAAAUCCUGCUGUCGGUUAUUGAAGUGUGCGGCCACAACUUCAAUGCCGGCGACCUUGGCCCGAGCACCAUUGUGGGCAGCGCGGCAUUCAACAUGUUUGUCAUCAUCGGGAUCUGCGUCUAUGUCGUCCCCGACGGGGAGCACCGGAAGGUCAAGCAUCUGAGAGUGUUCUUUGUGACAGCCACCUGGAGCAUAUUUGCGUACAUCUGGCUUUACUUGAUUUUGGCUGUCUUCACCCCAGGCGUCGUCCAGGUGUGGGAAGGGCUGCUGACUCUGUUUUUCUUCCCGUUGUGCGUCGUGUUUGCCUGGGUUGCUGACCGCAGGCUCUUGUUCUACAAAUACGUGUACAAACGGUACAGAGCCGGGAAACAGCGGGGGAUGAUUAUCGAGACCGAGGGCGAUCGACCGCUUCCGUCCAAGGUUGACAUUGAGAUGGAUGGCAAGAUGCUCAACUCCCACGCUGUUGACUUCAUAGAUGGGACUCUUGGUCUGGACCUGGAAGACAAAGACCUGGACGAGGAGGAAACGAGGCGGGAUAUGGCUAAAAUCCUCAAGGAGCUGAAGCAGAAGCACCCUGACAAGGAGAUGGAACAACUAAUCGAGCUGGCAAACUACCAGGUCCUGAGCCAACAGCAAAAAAGCAGGGCCUUUUACCGUUGCCAGGCCACCAGACUAAUGACGGGGGCAGGGAACAUCCUGAAGAAGCAUGCCGCAGACCAGGCCAGGAAGGCUGUGAGCAUGCAUGAGGUGCGUUCCGACAUUGCCGAAAGUGACCCAGUAUCUAAAAUCUUCUUUGAGCCAGCUUCAUACCAGUGCCUGGAAAACUGUGGCACCGUGGCUGUGAACGUGAUGCGGCGUGGCGGCGACCUCAGCAAAACCAUCUCCGUGGAGUACCGCACCGAGGAUGGCACCGCCAACGCCGGGUCCGAUUACGAAUUCACGGAGGGCGUGGUGGUCUUCAAGCCCGGCGAGACGCAGAAGGAGAUCCGCGUGGGCAUCAUUGACGAUGACAUAUUUGAGGAGGACGAGAACUUCUUGAUCCACCUCAGCAAUGUGAAGGUUCUUACGGAGGGCACCGAGGAAGAGAACCCCGAAGCCAAUCACGUGGAGACCAUAGCCUGCUUGGGCGUGCCUUCCACUGCCACGGUGACCAUCUUUGACGACGACCACGCCGGGAUCUUCACGUUUGAAGAGUCAGUGGCACACGUGAGCGAGAGCGUUGGCACUAUGGAGGCGAAGGUCCUGCGCACCUCCGGAGCACGUGGGGUGGUUCUUGUCCCCUACAAGACCAUCGAAGGUACGGCAAAAGGAGGAGGCGAGGACUUUGAGGACAGCCAGGGAGUGCUGGAGUUCCAGAACGAUGAGAUUUUCAAAACUAUAAAGAUCAAAAUAAUUGAUGACGAGGAGUAUGAGAAAAACAAGACCUUCUUCGUUGAGAUCGGGGAGCCGCGCCUGGUGGAGAUGAGUGAGAGGAAAGAGGAAGAGGAGGCAGGCGGCGAGGAAGAGGAAGAACCGCUCACUGGGAAGGACGAGGAGGAGCGCCGUAUCGCCGAGAUGGGCCGGCCCAUGUUGGGGGAGCAUGUGAAGCUUGAAGUGGUCAUCGAGGAGUCUUACGAGUUUAAGAAUACUGUGGACAAACUUAUCAAGAAGACAAACCUGGCCCUGUUAGUGGGGACAAACAGCUGGAGGGACCAGUUCAUUGAAGCCAUCACCGUGAGCGCUGGCGAGGACGACGAUGACGAGGACUGCGGAGAGGAGAAGCUGCCCUCCUGCUUCGACUAUGUCAUGCACUUCCUGACUGUGUUCUGGAAGGUUCUGUUUGCCUUCGUCCCGCCCACGGAGUACUGGAACGGCUGGGCCUGCUUCGUGGUGUCCAUCUGCAUGAUCGGCCUUCUGACGGCUUUCAUCGGCGACCUGGCUUCCCACUUCGGCUGCACCAUCGGCCUGAAGGACUCCGUCACCGCCGUGGUGUUCGUGGCCCUCGGCACCUCGGUACCCGACACCUUCGCCAGCAAGGUGGCGGCCAUCCAGGACCAGUAUGCGGACGCCUCCAUCGGGAACGUGACGGGCAGCAACGCGGUCAACGUGUUCUUGGGCAUCGGCGUGGCCUGGUCCAUCGCCGCCAUCUACCACCACUCGCGCGGGAAGCAGUUCCUGGUGGACCCGGGCAACCUGGCCUUCUCCGUCACCCUCUUCACCAUCUUCGCGUUCAUCUGCGUCUUCGUGCUCUUGUACCGGCGGAGGCCCGAGAUCGGCGGCGAGCUGGGGGGCCCGCGGACUCCCAAAGUGCUCACGGCGCUGCUGUUCGUCAGCCUCUGGCUUCUGUACAUUCUGUUCUCGUCGCUGGAGGCCUACUGCCACAUCAAGAGUUUCUAAGGGAACGCGCUCGGCGAGAGUCCGCUUUCGGAGGAGUCGACGAGGAAGCUGAGGAAGAACUUUUUCGCGCUCUUUUUUAAUCGACAUUUUGUCAUUUUUUUUCAACGCCCCGCCCGUCCGACCUAUUCGCCCCCUCCCCGCCAUUGUUAAUCGCUAAAGGGAUGAAUCGCUUCUCGAAAACGAAGGGAGGACAACGCUCGGAAAGAGGCGGCCUUUGCGAAGGAGGAAGGAUUUUUUCCGAAAAUUAUAUUUCAAUAAGAACAGGAAAGACCAAUAUGCAAUGAGCAAAGAAUGAUCACUUAAAUACUGCUUGAAAGAUGUCCAUAUUGGUUCCUGUAUAACCACGUUUAGAAAACUAUUACUGUGUAGCAUGUCUCUUUCAUAGCAGCUCCAUGGAAACCCUAAUAUAUACUUUUACAUGUUUGUAGAAACAAAUGGAUCGGGGGAGGGGGGGUGUGUUGUUAAAAUAACUAAAGUCUGAGCCCAACGUAAUGCAGAACCGCACCGAUGCCAAACAAAAGCAGCCCGAAGACUAGAGAUGCUGCACUUCGCAGAACGAACGCCCCGGGGGGUCCGACCCUUCUGAACCGUCCUUUCGGUGCUUUCUGUCGGAACUCAAAUUAGGGACGGGAGCUGCCGCUAACAACCCGCCAACCCGCAGCCUCCGAUGCGCCCGCGCCGUACCCUACGCGUAGAGCAGGUAAUAGACUCGAAGCGUCCGCGUUCUUCUGUUGGCUCAUCUCGCCGCGCUUAGUGAAAUAUUUGGAUUCGUUUCUUAUCAUACACGUAAACGCGUAAGGAAACCUGGUAGUGAAUGUCGUUCAAAUUAGCGUCAGUUAACGCUGCCUACGCUGCGGUGCGUUAGUGCGGAAAAAUGCCUACCGUGUGUCUCAGUAAGAGAAACUUUUCUAAGGCUUUUUUAAAUCACUUCCUUAAAGAUGUUAACGGCCUCUUGUGCGGUCGCACGGCGCUCUCGCUCACCGUCCCCACGAGCUCUUCGGUGUCAAAUACUCGUAUCAGUGAUGAUUAUAUUUACCGUAACUCUUAUUUCUCUAUAUAUGGUGUGUCUGUGAGCAGCGGUUGUGACCCCUGACACCCGGCCCGUCGCCUCGGUGCCUUCGCCUACACCCGAGGAGGGCUCCCGAGGGGCGGCGGAGUCGUAUCGCCGCGGCAACCGCCGUUCCGCUUCCGGCGCGCUCCUCCGUCGUACAGGUCGGCGAGACACGUUAACGUGCGGCUAGUUAACGCGAGCGGCGACGCGGCCGUCCGCGGAUAUUUUGAACAUGUGAAAGUUACGCCGGAGAACAUGGGAGAGGCUUCGCUUCAGAGCACCGCUUAGACCACGAGAGCUGCAGGAACACCAAGGAGCUGCGGAUGGUACCUGUAUAUUUAUACAUUAGAAUUGCUUUUUUUUUUUUAGUAAUAAGGCGUACUGGAAGCCCACAUUUCUUACCAGUCUUUCUUUUAUACGCUAUACUCUCUCUUUAACAGCUGUAAAAUCUAUAGCUUAGAGCGGCUGCACGCGGAUCGUCUCUUUUGGGGUUCGAGCUCCUUGCGAGAUUCUCUUUGCCUUGACUUUGCGGCUAGAAGCGGCCUCCGAAGGGGCGCGCGCCGGAGGGCGAGGUCGCCGGCCGCGGCCCGCACGCCUCGCCGGGGGGACGCGGCCGUAAGGAAGGCGCCGGCGAGCUCGACGCAACGGUUCGCUUUUGUACGUGACGUUUCCUCGGAGCGGCGGAGCGGACGAGCCUCGGCACUGUUCCGCCGCUCAGGAACUUUAACUUUCGGAGCGUUUGUACGGAACUUGACCGCGCGGGGUUGCGGACCGCAUCCCGCGCUCUCCGACGUCGAACUUUUCCCGACUUUACAGCUCUCUUUAUCGUUUUUCAGGUUAAGAACUGGGUCUGGGGGUUUCUAGCAGUCUAGCUUGAUCGCGAGGGGAAAACACGCUGCGAGCUCUCUAAGCCCCGCAGCGUGAACUCGUAUCGUCCGUCGAAAGCUCGUUUUCUUCCCUCGUCGAAGCAAGUCUACGGCAGCGGAACGCGUCAUCCCAGGACCCCGUAUCUACGCGCGCUCGUCUUUUUUGUGCUACAAAGCAAAGGAAAACGCUGCGCUCCCGACCGUCGCUAAAAACAAAGAGGAGCGACCGCGACGCCCCCGCCGACCAAGACUUCGCCAAUAAGGGCGAAAGACGCGGAGAAAGAAAGCGAAGAAAACGAGAAGGAGACGGGGGAACGGACUGGCGCUCCGCUCUGGUAAUUGCGUCUCCCGCCAACGAAAACGGGACAAUAAAAAAGGAAAAAACGCGUGUCAAGCGCAGCCAUACGUCGUCUCGUCUCGUCACGUCGCGGCGGAGCUCCCCGGCCGAAGCCCUCCGCUCAGCCUCGUGUGUCUAUGGUGUGUGUGCGGCCUUCCGGCGCCGCGUCCUCCUGUGGCCCCCCCCAACCCCCCCGCCAUAUCCAUAUUUGGGAAUGUUUAUGUGGUACUUGUAAACACUGUGCAUGGAUGAAAACAUGUCUGUAUAUAGUAAGCAGUAUCCCAGUCAGUCCUUACCGUUGAGAAGGUUUGAAUGUUGUAUAGAUUUCGACGUAGGUUUCCUUUUUGUUGGUGUUCUGUUUUUAAAACGUUGAUUUAAUUCAAGCAUCUGUGUUCUCCUGAUCGACCGAGGGCAGUUUCCCCUUGCGCGUUCGGAUGGGUGGAAAAAGGCAGUAUCUGGUGUUCUUGUGCGAGAGGGUAAACGCCACAGGAAUGUAUGCGCCGUCGAGGUCGUGAGGCUACCGGGAUCAGCGGCAUCGCUACCGCUUAGACUUGUAUUAUUGUUCUUCUUAUUAUUAUUAUUAUUGUUAUUAUUUUACAGUCAAAAGAGAACUGUGUAAAUCAGAGGAUAUUUUAUCACUCCGAAGUUCAUAUGUAUAUAUACUGUACAGCGUUUCCAUGGUGACACCGUACACUACUACGUCCUUACAGACAGACAGUUCAGAGUAUUUAUUCUGAGACCCUUGGAAGCCACAAGAAUGACAAAUAUUGCCUUUUGUAGAAGGAGCUCUGCGAAGCCGGUUAUCUUGUUUUUCCUCUGUGCUCAGCAGUGUGUGUUUUGCAAUAUUUUUUCCUAAGCGUUCGACGACUCGCUCUCUCGGAAACUUUGAGUACAUCCGGAGAUAAAAACAGGGAAAUUCUAUCGGCCUGUCCACGCGGCAGGAGAAUUACAACUACGACGUUACGGUACAAGGUUGACGUCGGCUUCCGUUCCCGGGCGGCCGCGGGGCGGCCCCGGAGCGGCGGCCGCUCGGAGGAGCCCGGGGAGCCUCCGGGUGCCCACCAGUCCAGCCGCGUGGCGCUCGAGGGCCGCCCGGUACGGGGAGCUCGAUGGCGCUCGUCGCAGGAUCAUAGUGCACUUUACGAAGGAUCUACUAAUAUCUACUUAUGCCCUAUAUGUUUGACGUGUUUAAAAAAAAAUGAAUAGCCGCGUUGUUGCAGUUUUGUUUAACAAAAAAAAACAAAAAAAAAACGUUUUGGAAUUUGAUUGUCAGCUGUGUUUUGAGCAAAGUCUCGAAAUAAGAGUAAAUUUUAAUCUGCGGUCGAAGACGUAGUGCUGGUGAUAGAGGCGUGUCCAGGGUGACGUGUCACGUCCAGGGUGACGUGUCACGUCCCAGGCCGUGCGCAGGGCAUCGUGUAGGGAAUAGGGAAGGGGGGUGCGUUCAGGGAAUGAGGCUCAUGUCCACGCUGUGGUCAUGGUACGGUAGCCGUGCACGGCGUGUAUCGAUAUGUUCUCAAGCACCCUUCGUUACCUACGCCGCAGCCUCGUUCAGGGUUUGGAUGUAUUUUUGAACAUUUCCUUCGUCGUGUUAAAUUUUACAGGGUUCGGUGUGGGAUGUGUUUGUUGCUUCGUUGGUUUCGGUUUUUUGUUCGUUUUCUUUUUCUUUCCGAAAUAUCUGAAUAUCAUGAGUUCUGUUUUCUCUGUUUGUUAGUUUUCGUUUUAUUUUUUCGUUUCACACAUGGAAGGAAGGAAGUAUACACUAACUGUGAUUGCUAUACAUGGUACACUUCUUGACACAGAAAAUAAAGUUUGGGAUAUCCUGUUUCAAA